UCGCGGUCAAAGGAUAGCAAGCACUGGAUUAUGGAAUAUGGCGGACCGCUUGAAUCCAAUACGUCUUUGUUCCUGAGGAGCUAGCAAACCCUGUUUCUCAUCGACGGCAAAAUAUUCUGUCCAUGAGGCUAUCCUGUUUGUAACCCUAUUUCACCAGGAGUUAUCUCCCAUGGAAUAAGCAAGGCUUUAUAUCCCUCAAAACGUCAUCAUGGACCCGAGAGUAAUCCUCAAAGAAACAAAUGACAUAGCUAGUCCAGCCAAGAAGAGGAAAGGGAGAGAAUCGAAAUACAUAAAGCAGGAGCCUGAGCAAGAAAAGGCGCAGGAAGACAUUGUCGUUGUACCAGUUAGGAAAGGUCGGAAGGGGUCAAAGUGGCAGGGGUCAGGUUUCAUUACAAAGAGAGGAGACCAGAUAUUGUCAUACACCUCGCAGAACAAGAUAACUUACAGGAAAGGAGACUGCGUAUACCUGGAGAAUGUGCGUAGGGACCAGCCUUAUCUUGUUUGUGGAAUCAAAGACUUCAGACUGACCAAACGUGAGACGCUGGUGGUGGGGAUCAAGUGGUACUUCCGGCUGUCUGAAGUGCCCGAUAGUGUCUACCAACUGUUGGUCCAAGACAGGCACACCGAAAGCUGUGGGAGAGAAUCGUUGAUACCAGAUCCGCACAUUCGCUCCAGGGAGCUCUUUAUAUCCGAUGCAUCAGACAGCUACCCUGUCAAGGCUCUGAGAGGGAGGUGUAAAGUCAGUCGGUACCACGACCUCAGUGCUGCUAAAGACUUCAAACCAGAGCCAGACUCUUUCUUCUACGUCCUAGAAUACAACCCCAAAACCAAGAGGCUGGCGACCACACAAGGGGAGAUUCGGGUGGGACAGAGUCAUCAGGCUCGCCUACCCGAAUUAAAGCGAGAUGUCAUGCCAUCACAGAUGCCCGAAAAAAUGGAGCGUUGGGAGGAGCUUCGAUGGCGGCCCAAUGCCGUCAUGGAUGGAGAUCUGAUGAUGUACCUGCGAGCCGCAAGGAGUGUAGCAGCGUUUGCUGGGAUGUGUGACGGUGGUUCUACCGAGGACGGGUGUCAGGCCGCUUCUAUGGACGAGACCACUAUCAAUGCCAUGGAUACGCUGCACCGCCACACGUAUGACACAGGCAAGGGUCUUCAGGCACUGGUCAAGUCACCUGCCCUCCGCAGCAUAGAGAAGAAGUGGACAGAGGAAGACUCGAAACGUUUCAUCAAAGGUCUUCGACAGUAUGGCAAGAACUUCUUCAAGAUCCGCAAGGAGCUUCUCCCCCACAAAGAAACGGGAGAGCUGGUGGAGUACUACUAUUUCUGGAAGAAAACUCCUGGUGCCACGUCAAACCGACCCUAUCGAAGACACAAGCGUCCUGCCUUUAAACGCAACACCCGCUCCCAACGCCCGACCUCAAGUGACUUCUGUGACCAGAGCUGUUCAGCCAGUGAGUGCUCAGAGGACUCGGAUGACAGUGGUGCUAGUCGGGAGCUGAGCGGCUACACUUGUCGUCACUGUUGUACUACAGUGUCCAAGGACUGGCACCAUGCCGGUAAGGACAAGAGUCUCCGAUGUACAGAAUGCCGCCUCCACUUCAAACGCUAUGGGGAAGAGCGGCCCUUAGAGAGUCCACGCGACCCCUCGAUACGCGAUCCCUCAUCACGCGACCCCUCACCCUUCCUCUUCCAGCCAGUAAAGGAAGAGGACUCGGUCAACGGUCGGCACAAUAUGCGAACACGACAGACUCGGGAAUCGACAAAAGGCAAAAGGAAGGAGAGAAAUAAUAGUACUAGUAGUCCAGAUAUCAUUGACAAUCCACUGAACCCGCUAGCUCCUCUGGCUCGUGGCCGCAAGUCCCCGAGCACCGGUAGUACCUGUAGCAAUAGUAGCACCGACACACAGAGGAAGGGCAAGAAAACAACUGAAGCCCAGAAUAAGGGCAAGAAGCGACAAGCGAACUCAGAUUCAGAGGACAAGCACAACAAGAAAAAGAAAGCCGAGGACCGAUCGGAUUCCGAGUCAGUCUCUGACAGCAGCAGUCUAUCUGGGAAUGAUGAGGAGAACGGCAACGAGGGCGAUAUAGAAAAUAAUCAGGAUGACCUUAGCUCCUCCUCACCUCCCAGCACUCCGCGCUCUGUAGACACUGACUACAAAUCCAGUAAAGCUCCGGUGUCUUCACAAAGUUCUACUACUACAACCAGCACCUCUGUUCAGUCUCCGGUGGCAACCAUUGUCACUCCUAUCUCCACCGCAACCGUGGCCAACCUUCACGACAAGGUGCCACUCGUGCGGCCGGAGCCAGCACAUAUCCACCAUCCUCAUACGUCUCCGCCUCCCGUGUCACAACUUCUUCCUCCCCCACCUAACCACCUAUCCCAUCACUCGCACCCUCUCUCCCCUGUGUCGUCCUGUCCCCCACUCGUACCCUUAUCAUCUUCCAUUUCUCUGCCAUCAUCACAGAAAUUGCCAUCAGAGAAGCUGUUGCCCACCACAACGCCAUCCAUGCCGCUGUCACUCCAAUGCAGCACUCCUCAGGACCUCGCUUUCCACAGGGAUACGUCGCCAUUCACAUCACCAUCGCUGUUAUCGCUGUCAUCGCUGCACACAAGGGCUCCACUGUCAUUACCUCAGGUUAGCACCUCCAGUACCUCAUCAACAACUGCCAGACUAGAUGACUUCCACACUACUAAUACUGUACCCAUCAAAAAGGAGCCUCUGUCUCCACCGUCAUCUCCCAAACACAGCUUCGGGGCCACCAAGCUGUUGAUGGACACACCAGCCUCUCGACCUAGUAUAGAGGACAAAUCUAGCAUGAACAGUGUUAUAGUCAAGUCAGAACCAGUAUCUAGUUUCUCAAGUCGGACAGAGUCAUUUCAGCCAUUUGAUUUCUCCAAACAGGGACUGGAUUCCAGUGCUAGUAGUACAGUGGUGUCAAACAGCAGAGUGUUAGACUCUGUGAGUAGUGUUGGUAGGUCGGACAAUAAAACCCCUCCCCUUCAUGCAUCACACACACAUGGUCCCUCCCCACACGGACCUCUUCCACAUGUGGUUCCCUCACAUGGACAUUCUCAUAGGGCCUCCCUUCACGGGCUUUCUCCCCAUGGAGCCCAUCCCCAUGGACCUCCCCAACUAGGGCCUCCUCCUCAUGGGCUUCCCCCUCAUGGACCUCCCCAACACGGAUCAUCCCAACAUGGACAACCAUUACAUGGGCCUUCCCCAAUCAGGCCUGUCCCACAUGGGGCUGCUCCUCUGCCUCAUCCACACAUCCAUGAACCACCCACCACCCCAAAAGAACUGAUCUCUCCCUUGUCCAUGGUGGAUACAAGUACAACAGAGAAAUUGACCCCUAAUGUGGGGGUCAAGUCAGAGCCUGCUUUACCUGCAAUUGAGACCAGUGUUGUGAUGGAGGAGGAGGAAGAAUCAGACCACGAAGAAGGGACAACUACGCCAGGGCCAGAUCCCACCCGCUGUAGUCUAGAAAUCUACAAAACUCAGAAUGCAAUACUUAUGAAAGUGCUGAACAGAGGAGAAAACAACUGUUGUUCUCGCUGUGAUAUCGUGUUCAGACCCCAUCCAGAUUCCAAGUUGGCCCACAAGAGGGCAGCACCGACACACACCCCUGUUAAGACAGAGGAAAAGAAAAAGCCAGAAACGCCUCCUCCAAACGCUACAGCGGAUGCAAUGAUUACCAGCAGUAUAACGCCCAACAAUCCAUACGAACGCCAUACACCUCGCUCAUCUUACCCCGACACCCCAGCCCUACGCCAGCUCAGCGAAUAUGCAAAACCCCAUGUAAUGGCUACCGGCCCAGAUCCUGCACGAUCUCUUUCCUACGCAGGAAUGCCCCAUGGCAUGGAUCAUCUUCUCGACUACCGCAUGGCGGCAAUGUACCCUCCGGGCUCCCGUGAAAGGUUAGAAUUGGAACUGGAGCGGGACAAGAGAGAACGAGAUGCCAGGGAGAGAGAAAUCCGGGAACGCGAGAUACGGGAAAUGGAAAUGAGAGAAAAAUUGAAAGCAGAUUUGGAGCUCAGUAAACCAGGAUUGGACAGAAUACUGCCACAUGGUCCAGGGAUGGACUCGAACUGGUUAGAACUACAGAGGCGUUUCUGUCAGCCAGGCAGUCAUGUGUUACAAUCGGCAGCUAACGUAGGAGGCCCCGGAGGGGGGCACCACAUCCCCGGGGUCUACCCGCCCACAAGUCUGGCUAGUGACCUCUUACAGCGUGAACGGGAAAGGAUGGAAAGACUAGGGUUCCCCCAGUGUCAUCUAAUGCACCCCGGUGCUGACAUGGCUGCAUACUCUAAUACCGUGGAGCGACUGUCGGCCGAGAGGCUACACGCGGAGCGUAUGGCUCUCGCCACCGACCCAAUGGUUCGACUGCAGAUGGGCAACCUGGGCAUGUCACCGUCUGGCCACACGCACACACAUGCACACUCGCACACCCAUCUCCACCUUCAUCAGCAGGACGCUGCAGCGGCGGCAGCAGCAGCUUCAGGGGCGCCAUUCCACCCCUCGCUGCAUGGUCUGCCUCACCACUUCCUCCCUCCCCUGCCCCCAGGAGCUGAUCCUUUAGCCUCAGGGAUGAGUAACUCUAAUCCUCCCACGUCCAGUGCCGGGCCCCACCUUCAGUCCCUGCCCCAGGGGAUGCCUCAUCAUGCUGCUCUGCUGGCUGGCCGUGAGCAGGAAAUGCUACAGAGCGACCUCUACAGGCGAGCCUAUGCCGACCCUGCGUUUGCUCAUCAGCUGUCUGCUCAGGCUGCUCACCAGGAAGCUAUACAGCGCCAGCUGGCCAUGGACCGUGAACGCUAUGGUCCUGGGGGUCAUCUCCACCAUUGACCCCACCAACUUUAGCAAUGAUCUCCAUGGCAACAGUUGUAUCACCUCGUGUCAUAGGUUGUGAUGAUAGUGUAGACCCACGAGUGUGUAUAUUUAGAAUUUCCUGGAGUCAACUCUAUGAUGAGGAUAUUUUGACAACACACAGCGUACCUUUCUUCAGGAGGAUAGUUUUACUUGUGUUGUCUAAGUGGCAGCAGUUCCUGACUUGUGAAUUGAGAUGUUAAAAUUGAAGCAUUACUUCUCGAUAAGAAAAGGGAGAUAAUUCUUGGUAUCAAUAUUCUAUGGAGUCUGGCUAUAACUCUGACAAUCAGGAAGGGAGGAGAUUGAUGAUGAAAUCCUGGUGUUUUCUUGGGUAUGCUCAAGACUUUUGUGGGCAGGAUCCAUGUCUUAAAUUGAUGUGGCCCAAGACUAUAAUGGGCGUGGCCCCAGGCUCUGGUAGGUGUUUCCAAAGAUCUAGUGGGCGUGGCCCGGACUUCGUGGCCAGACAUAGCCACAUUAAGGGCUUGACCUCUCAAGGUCAGCCAAUACUUGUGCAAUCUUCAUUUUUGUAUAGAUUUUUUUCUUUUGCAAAAACAAAACACGUUAUUUAAAAAGCGAAUGAAGAGGAGGAUUCCUUGCCCAGUAUUAUGAGAGGGGAUCCUUCCAUCAACAGGCAAAUUCCAUUGUACAGUAUUAUGUGUCUUCGAUUUUUUGUGUGGCAUUUUCAUAUACGCUCAUGCUGUGUUUACAUUUUGUAAUUUAUAAAUAAUUGUUUGGUGAACAAGACAUGUUUGAGUGACAGCAGGGUGAAUGAUGCAAUCAUGUAACCGUUAACAUAUGACAACCAGGUAUGUAAUCUUGUGACUGGAAUGACCAAAGGUUUUGGACAACCAUGUUUAUAUAUUUGUUGAUGGUAAUCUGGUCUGCGAACCCAUCAUCUGAAAUCAGUGAUUAUGUGUCAGAAUGACAGAAAGAAUCACUGGUAAAACAAAAACUGUACAGAGUGACAGAAAGAAUUCCUGGUAAAACAAAAACUUUACAGAGUGACAGAAAGAAUUACUGGUAAAACAAAAACUGUACAGAGUGACAGAAAGAAUUACUGGUAAAAAUAAAAACUGGAAGGCAUAUCGACAAAUCUCAAUUAGAAUAGAGAAUUUCCGUUCUAAAGAAUAAAUGAUAAGUCAUAACAUGUCAUUGAAAGAGAAUGAUUGUUUCAUGUAAGUGUGUUCGAGAGUGGUAGUGUACAGUUGAACAUGUGAUCCAUGACAUGUGAGAGUUCUGGACAAGGGAGGUAAGCCCACAUCCACAGUAUAUAUGGCAGCACACCACUAUAAAUAUCUGUUCAACCUUUAUAUAUAUAUAUUAUAUAGCCAUUAGCAGUAAAAGUUUCAGGGAAUGAUGUUGUAGGGUUACCAACCUGUAGUUCAAUAUUUUGCUUAUAAAUAAAGAAUAUGUUCUUUAACUUUUUGUGUAAGGCUUUAGUCAAAGUAACAGCUUUGUCAGAACUGUCAAAUCCUAACUUCAAGUCAAAUAGAAGUCAAUUCAAUGAGGACCUGGAAAUUCUUCGUUUCACAGAUAUAAUGUUUUCAGAAACAAGACAAUCAAGAUAUAAUAAUUUGGGAGUCAGAAUCUUGUCAUUUUACGAUAAAAGUUUUGAAAGUAUUUUUUCCUUAGACAACUGUUUUAAAGAAAAAUGUAGAUAAUAACAUUUCAAACAAUAUGUAUAAUAGAGGUUGAUUGUCUCCCUUUAGUCUCUGUCUCCUGAGUAUGAAGGAGGUUUCAGGUAGCUUUCAUUAUAUAACAUUCCAAUAGUCACCUUCCUGCAGUUAAUAUGGCAGUGUCAUACCGCCUUACAGUGGUGUCACACCACACUUCUGUGGGUAACACACCUUCCUAUAGUCUGUAGUGGGGUCACACCACGCUCCUGUAGGUAACAACCCUUCCUAUAGUCUGUAGAGGGGUCACACCGCGCUCCUGUGGGUAACACACCUUCCUAUAGCCUGUAGUGGUG
Messenger RNA from Mizuhopecten yessoensis (Yesso scallop), 6827 nucleotides. RefSeq names its product arginine-glutamic acid dipeptide repeats protein-like. Gene Ontology annotation, molecular function: chromatin binding; sequence-specific DNA binding; transcription corepressor activity. The record is from RefSeq and is a predicted model, not a curated record. The transcript is spliced from 26 exons. Gene Ontology annotation, biological process: regulation of DNA-templated transcription. NCBI's taxonomy places the organism in Eukaryota, Metazoa, Mollusca, Bivalvia, Pectinida, Pectinidae. Bases 209 to 4837 code for a protein of 1542 amino acids. Gene Ontology annotation, cellular component: nucleus.